AUGAAGUUCCCCAUUCGAUAUAGUGACCCCGAAUAUCAACAGAAUCAUCGCAACCUCUUUGCGCAAGCUCUCCUGUCCCCUCUUGCGGAUGUCCUUCCACCAGGUGUGAACCAACAAGAGUUUGAUCGUGCGUAUGUCGAGUUUGAAGAUGCGGUCGGGAAGGAAAAUGCAUUUCGAGGACAGUCAUUGGAAGAGUAUGUAGAUCCAUACGAGCUCUGGGAGGAAGAAGGGAAAAGGAAAAUGCCGAGUGCGGCGGUGUGCCCUUCUUCGAUGGACGAGCUACGGGCAAUCCUAAAAGUUGCGAACAAGUUCAGCAUUCCUCUUUGGACCUUUUCGCGCGGAAAGAACUUAGGAUACGGUGGACCAGCACCAAGGCUUAAUGGAUCGGUUGCGCUUGACCUUCAUCGCAUGAACAAGAUCAUCGAGGUCAAUGACAAGUUUUCGUACGCGGUUGUGGAGCCAGGAGUCACUUUUACUGACCUAUACCUCUACUGCGUCGAGCACAAGCUCCGAGUCUGGCCAAGUGUACCUUCAUUGGGAUGGGGAAGCGUGGUCGGAAAUGCAGAAAUACUGACUUAUCAACGGACUGUGGACCGGGGUACCGGCUUCACACCAACAGCAACACAUCACCAGCAUAUCAGUGGGAUGGAGAUUAUGCUUGCGGACGGCGACCUUGUGCGCACGGGCCAGUUUGCGAUUUCUAACUCACCGUCGGCACAUCUAUCGAAAUUUAGCUUUGGCCCAUCUAUCGAAGGUUUGUUUCUGCAGAGCAAUCUCGGUAUCGUCACCAAGAUGGGAAUCUGGCUGCACCCACAGCCGCAAGCUUACAUGUCUUGCACGUUUGACAUGCCCAAUCUUGAAGACGUGGAAAUCAUUGUCGACAUCUUCGGACCAUUACGGAGAGAUGGCCUGUUGCCGAACACCGUAUACGUCUCGAACAUUGUUGAAUGGUUAGGUGUGACCGGCAAACGUGCUGAGCUGUGGCCAGAAGAAGGUCCUAUUCCUGAAUGGCGGCUUCGGGAACUUCAGAAGGAACUUGGUUUCGGUUAUUGGAAUGUCAAAUUUGGUUUGUAUGGCGCGAAGGAGGUAGUCCAAUCGCACUUCGAUGAGUUGAAGAGAAUCAUCGCAAAAAGAGUGCCAGGCUCGGAGCACCGUCUUCAAGGUCACCUCUUCUCUGCAGAUGAUGAUAAACUUCUGGAAGCAACCUCUGUCCCGGACCCUCAUGGUGGCUUCUUUGUCGGAGUGCCCAGUCUGUGGAGCUUGCCAAUGGUGAGAUACAGACUGCCAAAAGAAAAAGCCGGCAUCGGCGCACAUGCGGAUUAUUCUCCCAUCAUUCCUUCUGAUGGUAUAAAAGUCCUCGAAUGGGUGAAAACUGCUCGAAAGAUCUGUGAAGACAAAGGGUUUGAUCUCUUCUGCGACUUCUUCAUGCACGAACGACAUCUUAUUUUCGUCAACAUGAUGGUGUUCGACAAGGCAAACCCAAGUCAUCGCAAAGCCGUUGAUACUAUUUUCCGGGACCUGUACAGAGAAGGUCGGCAAAGGGGUUUCAGCAAGUACCGGUCUCACAUCAAUUAUAUGGCUAUAGAUCUGGUUGCAGACGCUUACGACUUCAAUGAUCACGCGUACCGGAGGUUGGUGGAGAGAUUGAAGGAUUCUCUUGAUCCAAAUGGGAUCCUAUCUCCAGGCAAACAGGGUAUAUGGCCUUUGAAGUAUCGUCACCUGAGGGAAAAGCUAUAG
This is a messenger RNA of Fonsecaea multimorphosa CBS 102226, 1737 nucleotides long. RefSeq lists its product as uncharacterized. Gene Ontology annotation, molecular function: FAD binding; D-lactate dehydrogenase (NAD+) activity; D-lactate dehydrogenase (cytochrome) activity. Gene Ontology annotation, biological process: lactate catabolic process. The coding region runs from base 1 to 1737 and encodes 578 amino acids. NCBI's taxonomy places the organism in Eukaryota, Fungi, Ascomycota, Eurotiomycetes, Chaetothyriales, Herpotrichiellaceae. The transcript is spliced from 6 exons. The record is from RefSeq and is a predicted model, not a curated record. Gene Ontology annotation, cellular component: mitochondrion.